UGUUCACUUGUCACUAUUACGGCGCGGAAUCCUUAUUUUUUACUCGUCCGUGGUUCUAACCAUAAAAUGUUUUGUUUGUAUUUGUAGAUUGCAAAGAACCUAUAGCAAUAAUUAUUUAAUAAAUAAUAGAUUAAUUCAUAUUUUUAUCUUUAAAUAAUUUAAAAUGUUACCGCUAUCACUACUGAGAACAGCGCAGAACCAUCCUAUGCUGGUAGAAUUGAAAAAUGGCGAGACUUAUAACGGGCAUCUUGUUAGCUGCGAUAAUUGGAUGAAUAUAAAUUUAAGAGAAGUCAUCUGUACUUCGCGGGACGGAGACAAGUUCUGGAGGAUGCCCGAGUGCUAUAUUCGUGGUUCUACUAUCAAAUAUUUGCGUAUACCAGAUGAAGUCAUUGACAUGGUUAAAGAAGAGGCUUUGGUGAAGGCAAGAAGCCGAAAUGAUGUUUCUAAAGGUAGAGGAGGUUCUAACAUGCGAUCUGGACGUGGAGGCGGUAGAGGAACAUUUGGUAAUAGAGGCAGACCAGCACCCUUACGUGGUGGAGGUACAGGAAGAGGUCAGCAUAAGAAGAAGUAGAUUUAAUAAACUUAUUUUAUAAUGUAA
Molecule: messenger RNA, 598 nt
Organism: Leptidea sinapis
Lineage: Eukaryota; Metazoa; Arthropoda; Insecta; Lepidoptera; Pieridae
Product: U6 snRNA-associated Sm-like protein LSm4
Exons: 1
Coding region: 164-571 (135 amino acids)
Biological process (GO): mRNA splicing, via spliceosome; nuclear-transcribed mRNA catabolic process; spliceosomal snRNP assembly
Cellular component (GO): U6 snRNP; P-body; spliceosomal tri-snRNP complex
Molecular function (GO): U6 snRNA binding
Source: RefSeq, a predicted model, not a curated record